GUCGUGGAACCAACGAAAGGACCCAAAAUUCAGACGACAUAGAGGAAUUCAGCAUCGAAAAGGACAUGGAGAAAUUGCCGGCAAAGCUCGACUGGGGCAACGAGAGUAUUUCUCUCUGGAAACCGUGAUGGAUGAAUUCCAACUGUCAAACGAAACGCUGCGACGGUUGAUGUCUCACAUGAAUGAAUACAUGGACCGAGGUCUCAGAGGAGGAUUGGAGAUGUCCACUAUUGCAAUGCUACCGUCGUUCGUGCCAGAAUUGCCGGAUGGUACAGAAUGUGGUAAAUUCGUCGCUCUAGACUUGGGUGGCACAAAUCUUCGUGUAUUGGUUAUGGAAAUUGAACCUGGCAAGGAAAUGCGAACGGAGCAGUUCAACACGAGAGUACCGAAGACAGCUAUGCAGGGCACUGGCGAACAGGUAACACCUAAUCACUA
Ostertagia ostertagi is the source of this 435-nucleotide messenger RNA. The record is from the annotation of a GenBank genome assembly. Lineage: Eukaryota; Metazoa; Nematoda; Chromadorea; Rhabditida; Trichostrongylidae.